Messenger RNA from Diabrotica virgifera virgifera (western corn rootworm), 543 nucleotides. RefSeq lists its product as uncharacterized. The transcript has a single exon. The record is from RefSeq and is a predicted model, not a curated record. The coding region runs from base 1 to 543 and encodes 180 amino acids. NCBI's taxonomy places the organism in Eukaryota, Metazoa, Arthropoda, Insecta, Coleoptera, Chrysomelidae.
AUGGAUAGAUACAAAGUGGAUUCGGACGACGACACAUCCGAAGACCAUAGAAAGAGGAACAGAGAAGAAGAGGAAGAAUUGUUCCAUAAAAGUAAAAACGUGUCUAGAUCGCCUAACAAAACCCGUAAGGAAGAUAAUAAGCUCGAUCAAAUUAUUAAAAUGAUGCAUAACUUAACCAAAGAAACAAAACAUUUAACAACGGAAGUAAAAGAGAUAAAGAAUGAACAGAGAAAGUACUGGGAGGAAUUAAACGACCUGAAAACAGAAUUGGAGAAAGUUAAACAAGGAAACCAAACUAAACACAAGGAGAAGGAAGAAAUGAAAAAAGAGCUAAACGAUAUGAAAAUACGUGUACAAAGACUAGAAAAGGAAAGGAAAGUAAAUAAUGUUGUAAUACAAGGCUUGCCAAUAGAUACAAUCGAUAGAAAUGCACUGAAACAAGCUGUAGGAAGCCUCAUGGAAAAAGAGAUGAAUAUCAAUGUUCAAAUCGAAGAAGCUAUCAAACUGGGAGAAAAAACAUGUUUGGUCAAACUACAGAAUUAA